AGCUGGAGGGCGGCCAGGCCUGGCCGAGGCUGGCGCGGCUCCCGGCAGCCCCGGCCGGACUCUGCCCCGGCCCUCCCCUCGGCCGGGCCCGCGGGGACGCGAGGACGAGCCAUGGCGGCGGCAGCGGCGAGCGAGCCCCGCGCGGCCUGCUACGACGCCAUCGUCAUCGGCGCCGGCAUCCAGGGCUCCUUCGCCGCCUACCACCUGGCCGAGCGGGGCCGGGACACCCUCCUGCUGGAGCAGUUCCUCCUGCCCCACUCGCGGGGCAGCUCGCACGGGCAGAGCCGCAUCAUCCGCAGCGCCUACCCGCAGGAGCACUACGCCCGCCUGAUGCCCGAGAGCUACCGCCUCUGGCAACGCCUCGAGGCCCGCACCGGCACCUGCCUCUACAGGCGGACGGGGCUGCUGGUGCUGGGCGCCGCCGGGGAGCCGCAGUUCGAGCGGUGGCGGCGGGCGGCGGCGCGGCCCCGCGGCCCCGCCGAGCAGCUCGACGGCGCCGCCCGCGCCCGCCGCUUCCCCGGGCUGCGGCCCCGCGACGGCGAAGCGGCGCUGUGGGACGGCGCGGCCGGGGUGCUCCACGCGGACCGGGCGCUGCGGGCCGUGCAGGAGCUGUUCCGCCGGAGCGGCGGCACGCUGCGCGACGGCGAGAAGGUGCUGGGCAUCGAGCCCGGCGCCCUGCUCACCGUGAGCACCGCGGCCGGGCUCUACCGCGCCCCCCGGCUCGUCAUCGCGGCCGGCGCCUGGAGCAGCCAGCUGCUGGAGCCGCUCGGCCUCCGGCUGCCGCUGCAGCCCCUGCGCGUCCACGUCUGCUACUGGAAGGAGAAAGUGCCCGGGAGCUACGGCGUCGAGCGGCCCUUCCCCUGCUUCAUGGCGCUGGGGCUGCCCCAGGUGCCCCACGACAUCUACGGGCUGCCCGCCUGCGAGUACCCGGGGCUCGUCAAGGUGUGCUACCACCACGGCAGUCCCGUGGACCCCGACCAGCGCGACCGCCCGGUGCCGGGCGAUCGCCGCCUCGACGUGGCCCUGCUGCGCCGCUUCGUCGCCAGCUACCUGCCGGGGCUGGAGCCCGAGCCGGCCCUGCUGGAGACCUGCCUCUACACGAACACCCCGGACGGAGACUUCAUCCUGGACCGGCACCCCAAGCACAGCAACAUCGUCAUCGGAGCCGGCUUCUCAGGCCACGGCUUCAAGCUGGCGCCGGUGGUGGGGAAGCUGCUGUGCGAGCUCAGCCUGGGCGAGGAGCCGUCCUACAGCACGGCGCCCUUCAGCAUCAGCCGCUUCCCCGGCGCGCUCCGGGCCGCGCUGUAGGUCCGGGGAGGCGGCCGUGCCUGGAGCGGGGCAUCCCGGCAUCCCUGCACCCCACCUCCCUGCACCCCCUCAUCCCGCAUCGCGGCACCUCGGCAGCGCCACGCCGCUGCGCCCAGCCGCCCGGCGCCCCCGCACCGCAGCUCCCCGGCCUCGCAGCGCGCCCGCGUGCCGC
Molecule: messenger RNA, 1480 nt
Organism: Rhea pennata
Lineage: Eukaryota; Metazoa; Chordata; Aves; Rheiformes; Rheidae
Gene: PIPOX
Product: pipecolic acid and sarcosine oxidase
Exons: 8
Coding region: 112-1308 (398 amino acids)
Cellular component (GO): peroxisome
Molecular function (GO): L-pipecolate oxidase activity; flavin adenine dinucleotide binding; sarcosine oxidase activity
Source: RefSeq, a predicted model, not a curated record